Ipomoea triloba (trilobed morning glory) is the source of this 2553-nucleotide messenger RNA. RefSeq names its product chaperone protein dnaJ 1, mitochondrial. Gene Ontology annotation, biological process: protein refolding; response to heat. The transcript is spliced from 19 exons. Lineage: Eukaryota; Viridiplantae; Streptophyta; Magnoliopsida; Solanales; Convolvulaceae. Gene Ontology annotation, cellular component: cytoplasm. The coding region runs from base 168 to 1526 and encodes 452 amino acids. Gene Ontology annotation, molecular function: heat shock protein binding; ATP binding. The record is from RefSeq and is a predicted model, not a curated record.
AAUUGCUACAGAGCGCAGACCCUAAACCCACUCCCGCCAUCAAUCACUCACCGCCUGUGAUUCGGCGAUCAAUCUCACGAUUCAUUCCGACGUCGUAUAACCGUCUUUUCUACAACUCUCAAAGCUUAAUUUCAUUAUUGUGGCGCUUGGAUAGCUUCGAGCUCGAAAUGGGCAGAUUGAGCUGGGCUAGGCUUUCCUCAAAAUCAUUUGUUCAGAAUAUUUUGUCUCGGCAUAGAGUUGUUGCUGAAUCAGCCGUUGAGAAAAGAAUUUUACGGGGCACAGUUCCGGAAUUUCAACGGACAUUGCUACAGAGUAGAUCUUUGUAUAGUUCCGGUAUUAUUGGCAAGCCAGCAAAUUUUGCAGCUAAUGAAUGCCCAUCAUCCAGACAUUUUAUCCACUCUACAGGAGUUUGUCAUUCUGCGGAAAAGGAUUAUUAUGACCUUUUAGGUGUUUCUAAAGAUGCCAGUCGGGAAGAGAUUAAGAAGGCUUUUCAUGCACUUGCAAAAAAGUACCAUCCUGAUGCCAAUAAGAAUAAUCCUUCUACAAGGAGGAAAUUUCAAGAAAUAAGAGAUGCAUAUGAGACUCUGCAAGAUCCUGACAAGAGAAAACAAUAUGACAUGAUGAAAGAACACAGAAAAACUGAAUAUUCAAAUUUUGAUUAUGGGGGUGCUGAAGGAUUUAGACAUGAAGCAAACUUCAAUGAUUUUUCUCAUUCUUUCCAGAAAAUUUUUUCUGAGAUAUUUGAAAAUGAGACAGAAACUUUCACAGAUGAUAUUCAGGUGGACCUUUCUCUCUCUUUUCCUGAAGCUGCUAAAGGAUGCACAAAGCAUCUGUCAUUUGAUGCAGAUGUUCCUUGUGGUUCUUGUCAUGGGCAGGGUCACCCACUGAAUGCAAAGGCAAGAGUCUGUCCAACAUGUGAAGGCCUUGGGCGAGUUACUAUUCCCCCAUUUACGGCUCUGUGCUGUAGUUGUAAAGGAUCUGGCAGAAUCAUUAAGGAAAUUUGUAGGGAAUGCAAAGGAUCAGGAGCUGUUAGAGGCGUUAUGGAUGUUAAAGUAACCAUACCACCAGGUGUGGAUUCUGGCGAUACUAUCCGUGUGCAAAGAGCUGGUCAUGCUGGCAGAAGAGGGAUGCAACCAGGCAACUUGUUUAUAAAGCUCAAGGUUGAUGAAGAUUCUGUUUUUGACAGAGAUGGUGCUGACAUUUAUGUUGAUGCUAAUAUCAACUUUACACAAGCUAUUCUUGGUGGCAAGGUUGAGGUACCGACUUUAUCUGGGACAACAUCAGUGAAGAUACCAAAGGGUGUUCAGCCUGGUCAACUUCUGGUACUUAGAGGCAAAGGCUUGCCGAGGAGUGGCUUUGUUGUAAACCAUGGAGAUCAGUAUGUGAGAUUCCGCAUAAGAUUUCCAACAGAAUUAAACAAUAAACAACGAGCAAUACUUGAAGAAUUUGCCAAGGAGGAAAUUAAUAAUGGAGAUAACAUGUAUUCACAAGGAAAUUGGCUUUAUCAGCAGCUCUGUACUGGUUGAACUUACAGGUGGAAUCAUGUGGUUGAACACAUCAUUACUCCGAAGUUUGCAGUCGAGCUCUCCCUUCUGAUCUUAAUUCUCCUGCUGCUAAACAAAAUCCUAUUAUGAAGACCGCCGCUGAUUGCAAAAGAUAGAAUCAUCAAGACUAGAACACGACAACCUGUGAUGGCAAGGUGGGUAACUCAUCAACAUCAUCUCGAUCCUAUUUGAUGUUGGCAGUAAGCCGUGCACGUACUUGGCAGUCUUUUAUCCAGGGAUUGGCUGCAACUAGAACUUUGUGGUGUCAUCUUCUUCUCUGCACAGUUCAAGCUCUGAUCUAAAAGUUUACUGACCCUGCCAUUUGGUGGUGAAGAGUUUUGACUUUUUAUAUACAUAUUAGAUAAAAGAUUAUUAAUUGAGGUACAGAUUAUUGUUGAAGCAUACGCUUUGGUGUCCAAUGUAAACACUACACUUGAUGGUGAAGAUUUGGCAUAUAGCAUGACAAGUUGUAGACUGUCGCUAUUGGAAUUACAAGUGAAAAAAUGGAAGUGGAACACUAAUGACUAAUGAAAGGCCACCCCAUUAAAUUGAUUUCUACAAUGAAAAGAGCCGUGUAGCUUCUUGGUUGAUUGAAUUUCAUUUCAGGCCACAUGUGAUGUGGGAGUCAUCUCUGUCGUUUGUGGGGUUUGGUUCUUCUCCUCAUCCACCAUGUCUUUACUGCGGCGUUUGAUCUCUCCGUAAAAAUAAGAAACAAAUCCCCAGAGGCAGAGGAAAAGAGAGACGCCCUUCUCCGCCUGGAACUUCUCGUGGAAUGAAAUCACGGCGAGAAGCUCCGUCACUGGGAGGAGAACGGUGUUGAUGAUGACGGAGAGCAAAGAUGAACCGUAGCAGAUCACCCCAAGGGCUCCCAUAAGGAACGAUUGCGAUGUAAUCCCAGUGCAUACCACUACUAUGUAAUAUUUUGCUGCACCCAAUUCAAACUCUCUUGCUUCCCUUGGGAUCACCUGUAUAUAAUAUAAAUAAAUAAUACAAAAAAAUUUAGUGACAA